AUGGCUAGGGAUUUUAAAAACAGGAGAACACAAAGAUCAACCGAAACAAUGGAGCUUGGAAAGGUAUUGUACAUGUGCCAAGGGCAGCUUGUGAUAAAACUAACAGCAAAGGAUAUUCCAUAUCCAAACUCUCCAGUCUUGAAUUCGUCCUCCAAAAUCAUAGGAAAGGUGGACGAAAUCUUAGGAAGAAUAGACGAUGUUCAUGCAACUAUCAAGAUGGAGAACCCGUGCAAUUCUGGCAACGAAGGAGAGACAGUGUUUUGCUAUGCAGACAAACUUAUUCCUAAAAAGAGAUUUCUACCAAGAGAAGAGGUUGAAAAGAAAAAAGAGGAAAUGGAUCGCACGAAACCGAAAAGGAGCCAGGGAUUGGAAAAGAACAAGCCCAGGACUUUCAGAGACAGGCCAAGCCUUCACAACAAGAAGCCUGGAAGCAAUUGGGGAGGAAAGCAAAGCGGCUGGAACAAGAGCGGAAGAAAAGGAAAUUUCGAGAAGAAUGCCAGAAGUAAGAAGCCGGAUUCUAAUAAGAGCAAGCGUGGGGAUUAA
Encephalitozoon intestinalis ATCC 50506 is the source of this 543-nucleotide messenger RNA. RefSeq names its product snoRNP Gar1 nucleolar protein. The record is from RefSeq and is a predicted model, not a curated record. Gene Ontology annotation, biological process: pseudouridine synthesis; ribosome biogenesis. The transcript has a single exon. Bases 1 to 543 code for a protein of 180 amino acids. Lineage: Eukaryota; Fungi; Microsporidia; Unikaryonidae.